AACGAUGAAUCACAAAGAGAUACUUCAUCACUGUGUUCAAAUUCUUGAUUCAUAUGAUCCUGCAAUACAUGGGGUCGAAGAUCAUUUAAGUAAAUAUAUCCGUGAAAAUAAGAAUCUUGGAGAGGAUGAAAAAUCAUUUGUUACUGAAGUGUUCUCAGGAUGUGUUAGACAUACUCGUAUAAUGAAGGUUGUCAUUCAUGGCUUUUAUUUGGAAGAUGGUCAGAACUGUCUCCGAACUGAUAGUAAUUUAUUCACAGUUUUGUGUUACCUGUCGAUAUUCAGAUUAGGCGAACUUGGUAUGUCGCAUUUCAGAAAAUUUGUCAAAACACAAGAUGUGAAUAAUAUGCAUAAGUUCUUAGCUUAUUUUUUACAUGAAGACAAUUUAAUGAGUUGGAUAAAGGAUGAAUGGUGCCGGAUAUAUGAGGGUACAUAUGUACAAACUGAACUACUGUCACCACUUCUAAACUGGCUUCCUCAACUCAAUGAUCUAAUUCAACACUUGGCAGAGAAGAUUGCUAAUGUAGCAGUGACAAAGAGGCAGAGCAAAGCACCCACUAAGCCCAAACCAUUUAAUAUAACAAAGCCAAGACCAAAAAGUGUACCCAUGCCUGAACCCAUACCAACUUUGAAACCACACAGGCCUGUCCCCAAAACCACAUAUGCAAAACCUAAAGAAAUGAAAGACCUUGCGAAAAGAAAGGAUUCGAGCAGAAAGGAAUCCGAGGAAAGACUUCUUCAGUCAUCUACGUCACAGUUUGCUUGUGCAAAUGCAGAAAAAUCGGCAAAAGCAAAGUAUCGACUAGCGAAAAUUGUUGCUGAACAGGACAGUAAAGUGAAUUUUGAAAAGAACCGUGCCAGACCACUACCUCCAACACUGAAUGACAAUGUUCCAAUUCGACUGAAUGCUGCGGCAAUACUUAGAGAGGGCGCUCUUUACCAGAAGAAAGAAGAGCAGGAAUUGAAAAA
Saccoglossus kowalevskii is the source of this 966-nucleotide messenger RNA. RefSeq names its product cilia- and flagella-associated protein 99-like. Lineage: Eukaryota; Metazoa; Hemichordata; Enteropneusta; Harrimaniidae. The record is from RefSeq and is a predicted model, not a curated record.